ACUCUCUGUGUGAAAAAUAAACCUGCCCCACACAUCUCCUUUAGACUUUGCCCCUCUCACCUCAAAGCUACGCCCUCUGAUAUUUGAUAUUUCCACCUUAAGAAAGCCUUCAGACUCUCUAGUUUGUCUACACCUCUCAUAAUUUUCCCACAAUCACUUAUACAAGUGAGGGGAAGAUAGUGGGAGAAAGAACCGUUCCAAAUUGCCUUGUUUGGUUUGACCUGUAAUGUUUGUAUGCAGAUUCUCAGUAAAGGAGUGAUAGGUCCAAAUGUUAGUGCAGUUGGUUAGAGGCAUCAAGCUCUAGUAUCAGUUCCAGCCUGCAGUGAGGAGAGCUCUCACAGAGCAGCUGACCAGAGCAGCAGCUGCGUUAAGCGGAAGGUGCUAUUUUGUCCCUUUGCACUCUGUUUGCUUGUGCCUGAGUGGGAUUGUCAGUAUCUAUGGAAAUUCUGUUUAUUUAGGGAGUGAGAUAACCCAGAGAAGUGUCAAGUCACUUGGUCUGUUCAGAUUGGUAAUGUAUAGGCCAACAGUCAUCAACAGUAUCCCAACAGCCUGGUGCUCCUCAGAAGUGCAUCGUGCGUAAAGAGAACAGUUUGUAAAUGCAUGGAACCUGAAGCUGUGAAAACAAGUUGUAGACAUCCAUUUGCAGGCUUGCAGAUCAAAGUUGAUUGCUUGUGGUGAUCCCCAUUACUAAUUGUGCACAGGAUCAAACACAAUGUGAUUUUGGGGCUGGCUUUUGGCAGCAGUUUGCUGCCUCUAAUGCUGGCAGCUGGAACUUGAUUUACUCCUAUUUUCUAAAUAAUUACUGCCAAUGAUCCACUUGAAAAUUGAAGCCUCCAAAAGCACAAAUCUGCAGUGAAUAGCUAUCAUUUAUCUAUCGUCUCGAUUAAAAACUGGCAGGCAGACAGAAAAGUGGACCGGAUUGAAGACGUGCUUUUUGACAGUACACAGGACAACAGGAAUCACUGCUGGGCAGCGCAAAAAUAAAGCUUGGAGCAAUGCCAGAUUCUCCCGCUGAAGUUAAAACUCAGUCCCAGUUGACACCACCAGCGAUGCCGCCACCACCUCCCACCAUCAUACAGGGGCCUGCUCGAAACAUUUCUUUCUCUCCGACAACAAAGGGAUUGGCUGGGCUGAUGGUGGAUCAUCCGCAGUGCCCCAUGUGGAUUCGCACUAAAGAGCUGGGAAUUGCUCCUGUACAGCAUUCUCGUACUUCUUCAGUUGUGCAGAGCACAAUAUUAACUUUCCCACUGCUCUCCAAUACCAAGCAUAAGAGCAAGAAGCCUGUAGCAGUGAUGAAUGGGACCAAUCAUUUGCCAACUGCAAUCAGUGGGGCCCCAUCAAUCCCCAAAGGGCUCAGCGAUGGUCCAGCCACCUCUACCACUGCUUCUCUAACCAAUCAGCAGUUGCCUCCCACUUGUGGAGCUCGACAACUCAGCAAACUGAAACGCUUCCUGACUACACUGCAGCAGUUCGCAAACGACAUCUCCCCAGAGAUUGGAGAGCGCGUUAGGAACUUGGUGUUGGGUCUUGUGAAUUCUACUCGGACUAUUGAGGAGUUUCACUCAAAGCUUCAGGAGGCAACCAAUUUCCCCUUGAGGCCUUUUGUCAUUCCUUUCCUGAAGGCGAAUCUCCCACUAUUACAACGAGAACUCUUCCACUGUGCUCGGCUUGCGAAGCAAACACCAGCGCAGUACCUGGCCCAACAUGAACAGCUGCUUCUCAAUGGCAAUAGUAGCUUGCCUAUUGACUCCUCUGAGAUUCUGCUGGGAGUGAAUGAAAAUGGUAAACGAAGCACCCCCGACAGGACCAAAGAGAAUGGGUUGGAUCAUGACCCAUCACACACAGAACAUGUCAGUAAAAGGCUGUGCGCACUCAGUCCUGGUCAGUGUUUCAGUCCCAGCCACAGGCUUGGACACCAAUCUAAUGGGCCUCAACAUCUGGCACCACCCCAACUGCAGCACUACCGAUUGGAGGACAUGGCUGGAGCCCAUCACUACAGAGACUCUUACCGACAGCCCGAGCACAAGGAGCUGAGGGAUCGCAACCGGCCUGCUGCUACAGGAAUACAUGGAACUCAGCAGGAAGAAGUCAUUGAUCAUCGUUUAACAGACAGGGAAUGGGCAGAGGAAUGGAAGCACCUGGAUAAUCUCCUGAAUUGCAUAAUGGAUAUGGUGGAGAAGACUCGCCGCUCAUUAACUGUGCUGAGGCGUUGUCAGGAAGCUGACCGAGAAGAACUUAAUCACUGGAUUCGUCGCUAUAGUGAUGCUGAAGAUAUGAAGAAAGAAAUACGUGGUGAGAUGCCGCGCAGACCAACACAGGGAUACACACGGGAAGAGAUCUGGAAAAAAGCUGAAGAGGCGGUGAAUGAAGUGAAGCGCCAUGCCAUGACAGAGUUAAAGAAAGCUGUGUCAGAGGCAGAACGCAAGGCCCAUGAGAUGAUCACAGCUGAGCGAGCAAAGAUGGAGCGUGCGCUGAGGGAGGCCAAGCGGCAGGCUUCUGACGAUGCACAGUCUGCCAUCAACCAACAGGAGGACUCCAGUGAGGCUUUCCCCAUCCACACAGCCUCCUGGAGCAGGGAGGGCAAGGCAGAUGAGCCUGCAGACAUAUCCACCAUUACCAGGGCCACUCCGUGUCCAUUGGAAAGGAGCCGCACUCACUGUGGGCUCAGGCAGAUGGUUUUGGCUGCUCCUCCCUCGGAGAGCUGCUGGAAUUGUGGUCGGAAAGCCAGUGAAACGUGCAGUGGCUGCAACACAGCCCGUUACUGUGGCUCCUUCUGCCAGCACAAGGAUUGGGAAAAGCAUCACCACGUCUGUGGCUUGAACGGCCAAGGCCCACAGUCCAUGAGUACAGCCAGCAGCCCGCCCUCUGAUUCUGGGAGUCACCUCCAGUCCGAUGUCGUCCCCAGUAGUGGGGCAGAAUGCACUGGAGACACCGGAUCUGUGGUCUCUCGCUGUGCCUCGCCAGCCACUCCCAACCCAGUCGAAACUGCCUCCCACUAAUCAACAAUGCAACUUCUCAACUACCUGAAGACUUCAUUGAACUGACCUCUCUUCACUUGUUAAUCCUGGGAGCUUCAACAACCUCACUCAACCUAGAUGAGACAAAGAAAUCUAACUGCUUUAAAAAAAUUAAAAAAAACACGAUUUUCUGGUUAUUUACCAAAUGUUCUCUCUUCUGCAGUCUCACUGGUUCUGAACAUUAUCUAGAGAUUUCUCUCUGGACCACAGCCUGUGAUGAACUGAUUGGACAGAGACUCAAUGUUCAGCAAUAUUCCUCAUUAAGGUUAAAAUGAGGGAAACUUCUACCUUGUAAAAGAGGUAUGCUGCUUUAAAUAUUCCAAAAAUACUCACAUGGACAUGACCCAACCCCUGGCCACCGCACUCUGCUCUCCAUUGCCCUCCUAUUUCUUCCCCAACAUUCUUUCUUGCCCUUGGAUUUAUCCCUGACCUUUCUUUCCCGAUGACUUUUCCCAACCUUUCUUCCUCCUGGCCUUACCCCAAAAUACCUUUCUUGCCCUUUGGAACCCAUCCCCUUUACCCUUAGAUCCCCGCACAGCCACUCCCCGAACCUUUCUGCCUUUGUAUUCCCCACUCCUCCAAUCCUUUGCCCUUCGAACAGCCACAUCUCUUUCCCUCAGGCCUGUCCAUGCCCUUGGAUUCCCCACCCUCUUGCUACCCUACUGAGCAUUCCAGAGGAUCAUUUGCAUGCUCCAAAUACACAGUUAUACAACGUAUAAACCCAUUCAAGACAUGCUUACAGAUGAGAUUGUUCAGUCACACAUAAAGGAGCACUCUCCCUACUACCUUGCUAGCCAGCCAAGAAGACACCAGAUGCACCUCGGCUCCACCAUAAACCUAAACCAUGGACUGCCAAAGUCACUCAUGGAGGAGGAGCAGCAGCGGUCCGUAACUCUCUGAGCAAGUGUGGUCCUCGGCUGUGGUGCUUCACACCAAAGGCGCCAGCUCUCCAGGGCUCCUGCCUCUCUGCAUUUACAGAUUUAUCAGUUGGAUUUGCUAUUGUCAAUAAUCCUGAAGGCAUAACAUUAGAGUUGGGUAAAAGAACUACAUGUGAAGAGCCCACUCUCAGUGACCUCACUGCACUGACUACAAUGAGGAAAGUAUCAAUAAUGACAAUCGAUAACUUUAAUUUCUUUUUAAGCAUGAAUGAAGUUUUGACUUGCUGCAGCCCUUUGAUUCUCUACCUCCCUUCUCUUGUUUUUGGUGGGGAUUGAUCCCGAGAUCAUUAUGUAUAAUAUUCUUGCUCUUGUGAUCUUUCAUGUGAACCUUUGUGGUGUUCAGGUGUAUCUUGAAUCAUGACAGUUUUAUUUUUUCAUGCAUGGACUGAAUUCUUAAACAAAAAAAAUAUGGAAGCUUCCUACCCAUUUCUCCUGAGACUCUCAUCCUGUCCUGCAGCCAAUGGUGCAUCACCACAAGUUCCCACCUAGCCCACUCCGUUGUCUUCCCCUAUAACCUCCUGUCGUCUCUCGUGAUUAGUGGAGGCAGUCAGCAACUGUACCUGCACCACCCCUUGGCUCCAGCAAGUUGCCUAAUAAAGUUAUCACCGGAAGGAAACGCCGAAAAACAUUCUAGCGACUUUACUUCAUUUUUACUGAUUUCCCAGUAUGACCAUCUGUAUAGCGUCAUGUCCAAUGAUGUCUGUCACUCAUGCACUGAUAAAGCAGUGAUUAGCUGUUCAUCCUACAGAAGAAUGCAGUAUUGCUCUGUCUUGGACACUGCACAGGCCACGAGCCGCCCUGUGGCCUCAGUGUUAGUAGAUGCUGGAGCUGACAGACUCCCUUGGCACUGUGGACCACAUCGAUUUCCAUUAUUCGUUACUGCAGAGAGGCAGGAAGGUGACAACUGGAUGGAUACGAUAGUUACUUUAUUUAUCGUGUGAUUAAGGAUAAUGUUUAUUUUUUUAAAUAUCUUAAUAUAUAAAUAUUUCUGAUUUCUGCAAUAUGACCCAUUUUCUGUUUCCAGCUUUUUGUGUUCUUCAUGCCUCCUACAUCCUAAAGCUUACCAAUACUCUGCAAAGCCAUGGUUCCCCAUCUUCAGGUUCAAUUACACAGACAUGGGCCCCCACGAUGCUCAUGGAGAUGUUGUGCUGGAAAUUGUGCCCAUUCAGACUGCGAGCUAGGGGCUCUGCUUUACCCCGGCCUGGCCUUGCUCAAGUCCAGGGCCUUGCCAACUAGGAUAGAGUGGUGCCCACAUGGGUACAAAACUGAUUCACUGCAAGCUUCCGUCUCCCAUGCACCUGGCCUGGAUACUGAAUAAAUUCUCAGUAACACCGAUUCCUGAUUGCCCCAAGCAGCAUUUGUUUUGCUCAGGGAAGUGAAUAUUAAUAGUUGUGAUUUGGGAUGUGCUGCCUCGAAGGGCAACAAAAGCAGAUUCAGUAGAGGCACAAUGGGUAAAAUAGUUCCCUACAUCCCAUUCUCUCUCAUGCACAGUUUCAUUCUUGAAUCUACUAUCCAAAAAUUACAUUAUAAACCACAAAAAUGACAACUGCAAAGCAAAUUAAUUUGCCUGUACUGAAUUAGAUUACUUCCAGCAAAGAGAGCCCACAGAACAAAUGUUAAAUCCACCUGUUGGUCACCAAAGACAGCACCUUAUAAGAUGUUCUGUUUCCUUCUGCGGUCUCGUUACUUCACCAGUCCUCUAAUAUUCUGGGGAAUCGCCCUCUGGGAGGCACCGUCUUUCACUCCACACCACUCCAGUGAGCUGCAGCUGUAGGUGACAGAGCACAGACCAAAUCUGCUUGUGCUCAGUCACUGAAAACUUGCUCAUUGGUCCAGUGUCUACUGAGUAUGGCACUCAACAGCUGAGGGUUCAAGCACCAAAACAGGAAUAACAGCCUGGUACAAGGAUCCAGACUAUUCCAGUCUUGCGUCAUCUUGUUAUCCUAUACAGUCAAGCCUAACUGGGUCUGACCUCUCUCUUCAGCUGUUUGGAACAGUGAGGGAAUGAUUGAUGGUGAUGAGAGUGUUGGCAGACUGACUUCAGGAGUGAGCUGGUGUUUGUGUUUAUUAUAUCAUUUGGGAAAGGUGUUGGCAGUAGACUGGAUAAAUCUAAUGUAUUGAAUUCACUGUGCAAUCAUUCAAAGUACAGAAACCCUUGCCACUCCUGGAGUUCUGUAGCCAUUCUAGUGUCAUAUUUGGGCAUGCUGUUCCCCCUGUCCUGGGCUUUCUAUGUACUGUUAUAUUCAGCUGUGAUUGUAACAUGGAAUCAGGUAUGUCUGUACUUAUUCUGUACCUGUGUAAUAAAAGAUUUUAAUAUCACAUUGAAGUUGCAAUAGCCACAGCACUGUUGUGCAUGUGGGUUGCCUAUCCACAAACUAUUUGCAAACAUCCAACUGUUCAUGUGGCCAGAUCAAUGUAAAAAAAACCACUAUACUUACAACCAAGUUAUUUGUCUACUGUACUGAAAUUCACUUUGUUGGCAACUGCUUAACUUAGACAUAGAUGUGAAAGAGCUUCCAACAUAGUCAAAGAGUACAGCACAGAAACAGGUUAUUUGGUCCACCAUCUAUGCAUAACUAAAACUCUGAUCUUGUGCACUUCCGGUUUGCGCGGUUUUUCUAUUUGCGCAAAAACGACAUGCGAUAAAGUGCUAUGAUUUUUGUCAGGUUACUCACCGUUCUCCUGU
This is a messenger RNA of Leucoraja erinaceus (little skate), 6641 nucleotides long. RefSeq names its product CBFA2/RUNX1 partner transcriptional co-repressor 3 (gene cbfa2t3). Lineage: Eukaryota; Metazoa; Chordata; Chondrichthyes; Rajiformes; Rajidae. The transcript is spliced from 13 exons. Gene Ontology annotation, cellular component: nucleus. The coding region runs from base 996 to 2999 and encodes 667 amino acids. Gene Ontology annotation, molecular function: transcription corepressor activity. The record is from RefSeq and is a predicted model, not a curated record. Gene Ontology annotation, biological process: negative regulation of DNA-templated transcription; DNA-templated transcription.